GGUGCGCAUAACGCAUAGGGCGCACCAUUGGAUGCUUCCCAACUUAAAUACUAAUAACUGUUACUUUCAGACAACUAUAAUAAUUAUAAUAAUUAUCAAAAUUACAAUAUUAAAUAACCAUAUUAUAUAUUUUUGGUUCCAUUUUUAUUUUAUUCAGUUUUAUAUUCAAUCAUUUUAUUUAUAUAUACAUAUUAACAUAAUUUUUUAACUGCUGCGUAUAGUUGUAGUUCUACUUCUAGUUUAAAUAAUCUCUCCACAGUAUAAUUAUUUUUUAUUUUUAUUUUUAUUUUUGGUGCUCCGAUUUUUGGAGGAAUCUCUGCCGUCGGCUGCCGGAAUAUUCUGCUGAGCAAGCAGCGACUUUUUUUUUGUAUGGCCACUGGAUCUUCACUUGGCAUAUGCGGCUUGUAACUUUUAGUUGUUGUUGAGGAUUUGGGCUUGCGUUUUGUAGUUGGAACUUGAGAUGGGAUCCAACGUGGAGGAAGCCAUUAGAGCUAAAACAUUUGCUGAGAAGCAAUUUUUGGAGAAAAACUUUGUCGGAGCGCAGAAGUAUGCUUUGAGAGCUCAGACGCUGUGUAAGGAACUGGAUGGAAUAUCUCAGAUGGUGGCCACAUUUGGAGUCUACAUGGCUUCUGAGACGACGGCUAAUGGAGAACUGGAUUUCUAUUCAAUUCUUGGAGUGGACCCAUCUGUGGAGAAAUCCAAAUUGAAGAAGCAGUAUAAGAAAAUGGCAGUAAUGCUACACCCUGAUAAGAACAAAACUGUUGGUGCUGAUGGGGCAUUCCGGCUAGUUUCCGAAGCAUGGACACUCUUAUCUGAUAGUGCUAAAAGAAGUGCUUACGAUCAACGGCGAAGUUUGUUUGCUGGGUACAGUGAUCCUUCCAAGUUUUCUGCUCAUGGAAGACUUGACACAUUUUGGACUGUCUGCACCUCCUGUCAUGUCCAGUAUGAGUAUCUCAGGAAAUAUGUUAACAAACGACUUUCUUGCAAGAACUGUCGUGGUGUCUUUGUUGCCGUUGAAACUGGGUUGGCCCCGCCAAAUGGUACUUUCCAAUAUAACUAUUCUUAUGUGCCUGAGAAUGGUUAUGGUCAUGGAAGCCAUGGUCGUGGGGUUGCAUAUACGCACACAACAACUGGUUAUGGUGCACCAAAUGUGGUGUCGGGACAUCAUGCUGGAUAUAGAUCUGAGUAUGCUUCUAAUAUAUCAUUUCAGGGUAGCUCAUCUGGAAACUCUGUCGGCCUCUCAGACCCUAGUGGACUAUCUCCGUCUUCUUUUAUCUUUUAUCAAGCCAAUGGGGAGGCAAGCCAGACAAAAGCUAACGGCAAGCAUCAGUCGGUGAAGGCUACAGGUCAUGCGGGCACUAAUGGGUGUACAGGUCAGUACGAAUCAUUAAAACCCAAACGGGGGAGACCUGCCAAGAAGAGAAAAGUGGAAUUAGGAAUCCCGUAUCCCAACGGGCAUGACGACGUUUAUGCAAAUGUUCCUGUAGAACCUAAAACAGCCACUGCAAAUGGAAUAUUGAAGCCUGCUGCUAAGCUUCCACCCGCACCAGAAGCUUUGACAAGACGGAGUUCAGCUGCUCCUGCGAUUGAUGGGAGGCAGUUGUUAAUUGAUAAGGCAAGAACAGAAAUUCGUAGGAAGCUUAAAGAGAUGAAAUUGGCUGCUGAAGCAGCUGUUGUAGAGGCUGAGAAGAGAAAGGCGCUUGCCGAAGCUGAUAAAUCCCAUGCAGCUGCUGCUAAUAGACAAUUGGAACUUAAGAGGACUGUUUCUAUAACAGUCCCGGAUUCCGACUUCCACGAUUUUGACCAGGAUAGGUCUGAAGAAUGCUUUAAGCCGAAGCAGAUAUGGGCCCUCUAUGAUGAAGAAGACGGCAUGCCUCGCUUGUAUUGUAUAAUCCGCGAGAUCAUCUCGCUGAAGCCAUUCAAGAUUUACAUAAGCUACUUGAGCUCAAAAUCCGACACUGAAUUUGGGAGCGUAAAUUGGUUGGAUUCUGGGUUUACCAAAUCCUGUGGGAGUUUUCGAGUGUUCCACUCCGAAACAGUUGAGCAAGUCAACAUAUUCUCUCAUCUUCUUGCUAGGGAGAAGGCUGGUAGGGGAGGCUGUGUAAGAAUAUAUCCAAGAAGUGGAGAUAUCUGGGCUGUAUACCGGAACUGGUCACCGGAUUGGAACAGAACCACCCCGGAUGAGGUAAGACACCAGUACGAAAUGGUCGAGGUUCUUGAUGAUUAUUCUGAAGAUAACGGUGUCUGUGUAGCGCCUCUGGUUAAGCUGGACGGGUAUAAGACAGUGUACCGAAGGAACACAGACAAGGCUGCCAUCCGAUGGGUUCCACGAAGAGAGAUGCUACGGUUCUCACACCAGGUCCCGUCUUGCUCCCUCAAAGUUGAAGGCGCUAACUUGCCCGAGGGUUGCUGGGAUCUCGACCCCGCUGCAACCCCAGAAGAACUCCUUCAAGGAGAGACUGAACUUCACCACAAGACAAGUCCGGGCCAGACAGCAAACAUUUCUGAGAUCCAAGAAGAAGAGCAAAGUAAAAUUUGUGUUCCAACUCCAGACAACUACGGGACACAGGUUGCAGGCGUGGAAUGCAGAAUCGAAGAGGCUCUAGCCGGACCCCCGUGUGUCGGAACAGGUGCAAGGAGUUGACAAGAGUUGAGGUAAUCUAAAAAGCUACGUUUUUACAUAUUUGAAGUGCAUCCUCACAGCUGAAAUACAGGCUUGACAAACACGAAAGUAGAAAUUGAACUUGCACGGGUUCGUUUCGUUGCAGGGAGAGACACAAAUGUACAGAAUUAAACACAGCCUAGAUUGAUCCUACUUUCCUCAAAAAGGUUAGAUAGUUGGAGGAUUAGAAGCAAUCCUUGCCUGCUCCUAUUGUCAUUUUGGGAGCUUCAUAUCCAUUCAGUAAUUUGUAACCUUAAUUUUAGAACUGUAUGACUCUUGCUUCUAUAGAAAUGCUUUUUAUUUGACUCUGUUAA
Salvia miltiorrhiza (redroot sage) is the source of this 2976-nucleotide messenger RNA. RefSeq lists its product as uncharacterized. Bases 461 to 2644 code for a protein of 727 amino acids. NCBI's taxonomy places the organism in Eukaryota, Viridiplantae, Streptophyta, Magnoliopsida, Lamiales, Lamiaceae. The transcript is spliced from 2 exons. The record is from RefSeq and is a predicted model, not a curated record.